AUGGAGGCUAUUCUUUGCUAUAGGCAGGAUUGUAAUAGGAGAGCCGAUUUUAAAUGCAGCUGCGCAGAUCCCGAGGUGUAUAUUUGCACUUUCCAUUUUGGGGAGCAUAUUUCGUUGACUGAUUCUUCAAUUAGUCAUAAAUUUACAAAAUUGUAUGAGCAAGCUAAUUAUGAAACUAAAGGAAAAGUUAUAGAUCAUAUCAUGAAUAAAAUCGCUGAUCUUGAGGCUUAUAAAUUCGAAAUAAUUGAAAAUGCUCAUAAAAAAAUAGAAGACACUCGGAAUGAUUUAGAAAGAAAAUUAAAUUUGAUUACUGAUGAAAUUGAAAACCUAAAUAACUAUGCACUAAAAAUCCUUCAAAUUAAAGACAUUCCAGUAGAAAAUACUGAGCCAGUAAUUGAAAUCCUUAAGUUCUCUAGCAAAGAUUUAGCUGAAAAAAUCGAAGAAGUAGUGGGCAGGCUAUCUAUAUCAAAUAUCGAAGCAAUAAAAGACAAUGAGCCAUUUUCUCAGAAAAAUGAUGAACAACCUGAAAUAAAUAUAAACCCAUUUAUAAAUAAAAAUGCACUAGCAGAAAGUGUGCUUGAAAAAGUAAAAAUCCAGUUAUGGGAAAUUUCGAAGCUGAAAAAAGAAAUUGAAGAAAAAAAUAAAGCAAUAGAGGAAAAUGCUAAACAAAUGGAGGAGAUAAUCCAAGAAAAUGAAAAACUUAAAAACAAUAUGAAAACCCUUGUUUCUGCAGAGAAUUAAAAUGGUGGUGGUGGCAAAAUAGGUCCUCGACGACGUCCCACCAUUUUGGCGCAAAAGUGGCUUUAUAGCCUAAACCAAAGGUUCAGGCCCUUUAACUCUAACCCUUAGCAUGCCUAGAGCUGCCUUAUGGGGUGGAUAAACUUUGGGAGUCAGCUGGUGGUCACUCCAGUCAAAAGUUUUAAUUAUCCGGAUGGUUUUUGGGCCGUGAUUUCUUUCCCUACCGGUUCCGGAGGGUCACAGCUCUUUUUUCCUAAGUGUCGCUGUACCUACAGGCGGCCGUCAGGAGGCAUCGGGCUAACCUUUGCCUUCAUCGCACCCGACAUGACGUGAAGCAUAUGCAAGGUGGAGUCUCUCCUAACCCGUCGAAACUCAGCGGAGCGUGCAAGCCUUGGCCGUGGUAGAAGAGGCCCAAGAUUGGCAAACAGGUUUUGGGAUCCUCGAAAGCGUGCGGAGAUAUCAAACUGGAAGACUUUAAAGCAGAUUUAAGUUUAAGUUGUUUCUGCAGAAGAAUUAUCUAAAGUUGAAGCUGAGCUAAAAGAAAAUAGGAUAAAAGGACAGUUUACAAUAGAAGCUUUUAAUAUUGAAGCUUUACAGAUAAUAUCUCCUUUAAAAAAUUCUCAAAAUGUUAUUAUCACAAAGCUGUCAGAUAUGAAAAACUAUAUUUUAGAGUUAGAUAUAGAAGAAACCUUAGGCGAUCACAUCAGCAUGUGCCAACUUCCUGACAUGAAAAUAUUUUUUUAUGGAAAUUAUUGGGAAAAGAAAGGGUUUAUAAAAAGCUCAAAAGUGUAUUCAGGGAUUACUUUUAUAUUAGAUUUAUCUUCAAACCAGCUCGAAAUGCUGGAAAAAGGAUUUGAUUGCUAUGAAUCUAACUGCAUUUAUUAUAAUAAUAAAGUUUAUGCUUUCGGAGGCUUUAAUGGGCAAAGUUUAACGAUUGCAAGAAAAUAUAACUUACUCCCCCCCCCUCGAAGUUCGACCAAGAUUUUUUUGGUCGAACUUCGGGGUUAAGAAAAAUUUUUUUUAAAAAAAAAUUAUAUAGAUAUAAUUUAGUAGUUAAAAACAAAAAAUAUUUAUCAUAUUCUUCUGUAUGGUUGAGAGGGUGUAAGGGUUAGAAAAAAUAGUGCAAGAUGGUUUUGUAACGCUUUUUUAGAACUUGAAUACAAAAAUCGCAAGCUCACCCCACGUAGAUUAAAAUUUUUGAAAAAUUGCUUAUUUUCCUAGUAAAUUUAUAUAGGUCUUGGUCGAAUUUUGAGGGGGUUAAUUUUCCAAAAAAAUAGGAAUUUUCCCUAUAUCUUGGUCGAACUUCGAGGGGGGAGUUAGAGCAAAACAGAUGGCUAGAUCUCUGUGAAAUGCCUGAGCCUUCAAGAAGAGUUUCUUCAGCAAUGUUCCAAAAAUCCAUUUUACUAUGUGGCUAUAACCAUUCGACACUAUACAGAUAUGAGAUUAUAAAUAAAAUUUACAUGCCGCUUGGAUUGAGCUUGAAGAAGGACACUAAUAAAGUUGUGUUUGUGGGCAAAGAAAGAGCAUAUGUCAUUGAGUUUGGGUCAAAUAUUUAUGAAAGUGAUUUCCGAGAUGCAAGAAAGUGGCAUACUCUUGUUAGGUCCCAUAUACCAGAUAGCUUUACACUAAUCAGCCAUCGAGUGUUGUAUGGGCCUUCAAUGUUCUUUUUCUUGUCAGAUACUCCUAUCCAAAGUUUAUUUGAGUUUAACUUAGAUAGCAAAGAACUCAUCGAUCAUGGAAGAUUACGUUUAGAAAAGCCAAGAAAAGACUCUGAAUAA
Molecule: messenger RNA, 2516 nt
Organism: Blepharisma stoltei
Lineage: Eukaryota; Ciliophora; Heterotrichea; Heterotrichida; Blepharismidae
Source: the annotation of a GenBank genome assembly